CUCGCCGAUGCAGUCUAUCGCGGCCGCAAUUGUAGAAAACUAAGAACAGCGAUUCGCAGUCGCAUUCCCGCUGUCUCGGCAACCGCCGACCAAUCGCUACUGCGAUGUUGCGACACUUUCCAUUGCUCUUGCAAGUCGUCGUCUUUGUGCUCUCGGUGAGCGCCGUCGACCAGGAAGAAGAGGCUUCCGCGGGAGUGCCGAUUUGCGCGGACGUGGACGACUUCAACAUCUGUCACUACAACGGCGUGCUUGUGAACGUGACUCAGCGUGGCUCCGAGGAUCAUUUGGGUAUCUGCGAGUUGGAUCUCCUGACGAUUCGGGAAGACGCCUUCAAGAACCUGACAGCGACGCAUCUGUACUUAGACCAAGGUAAUCGGAUAUCCGGCCUGAAGAAGGAAUCCUUCCGCGGCCUGCCGAGACUGACAUGGCUCGAAUUGGACAACAACCAGGUGCCGUUGUCGGGACACUUGUUCUCGGAACUGGGACGCCUGCAGUCGCUGUCUUUGAAAUACAACAACAUCGACAGGAUACCGGCGGACUCGUUCGCAGGCCUGUCGAGCUUGGUGUGGCUAUUCCUAAACAACAACAACAUCACCUCGAUCGACACGGACUCAUUCUCGAAUGUCAUUCCUGAGCUACUGUGCCUGUGGCUCACCGAUAACAAGAUCACCCGGGUGGCGUCCGGCGCUUUCGUCGGUUUAACCCGACUGAAUCGCCUUUACCUGAGCUACAAUCAGCUGGAGGACUUACCGACCGAUCUUUUCCGCGGGUUGAACAAGUUGGAGAUACUCUACCUGCAUAAUAAUCGGAUAACGAACAUCCCCGAGACGCUCUUCCGUGACCUGGUCGAGCUGAAGGUACUUUAUCUUCAGGAGAACAAAAUCAGCACUCUGGAUCCCGGGGUAUUCCUCGGGCUGUCUCAGCUGGAAGAACUGAUUUGUGACAAGAAUGAACUAUCUGACGUUGUAGUUUCGACGCUUUCGGAAGGAUGUUCUACUUGCAGUCACACGUUUAGCCCAACACUUGUACCCGAACAGUUUGUAACGGUGUUUUUGAACAUGUCAAGUGAAGCUCCCAUCAAUUUUAGGUUGCCGGAACCAGCGAUAUUAUCGAGACUCGCCAUAACCUUGCGAACUUGUCGUCUGCGGUAUCUGCAAAAAUUAUUAUUUACAUGAAGAUUUCUCUUAUCGUAGUAUUUUUUGUAGUGCACUUAUCAUCGGCGCCGCCUGGUCUCGCUUUGAAUCGAUUAUUACGAUGUAUAAGGAUC
Molecule: messenger RNA, 1267 nt
Organism: Dinoponera quadriceps
Lineage: Eukaryota; Metazoa; Arthropoda; Insecta; Hymenoptera; Formicidae
Product: leucine-rich repeat-containing protein 15-like
Exons: 1
Coding region: 105-1175 (356 amino acids)
Cellular component (GO): extracellular matrix
Molecular function (GO): protein binding
Source: RefSeq, a predicted model, not a curated record